Molecule: messenger RNA, 1850 nt
Organism: Tachysurus vachellii
Lineage: Eukaryota; Metazoa; Chordata; Actinopteri; Siluriformes; Bagridae
Gene: atp6ap2
Product: ATPase H+ transporting accessory protein 2
Exons: 9
Coding region: 107-1162 (351 amino acids)
Biological process (GO): positive regulation of Wnt signaling pathway
Cellular component (GO): external side of plasma membrane; membrane
Molecular function (GO): signaling receptor activity
Source: RefSeq, a predicted model, not a curated record
CGUGACUCUGUGCGUAAUAGAUGACGCCAUCACGCACAGCGCAGAGCCUGUCAGCUGAUUCACGGUGCGCGAGGACGUGUUUUCGCUUCUCCAAACCCGAAGGACGAUGAACGGCGCGUCGGUUUUCGUUACGCUCGCGGUUUUAGCAGGUGUCUUUGGAGACCAGCUGACGGUGCUGCGUAGCCCCAAGUAUGUGAACUUCAGGUCAGGAAAUUGGCCACUAGCUGGAGAGAAGAUCCCAGACCUGGUGGCUCUCACCAUGGGCUUCUCCGUCCUUGAGGAUCUCGAAUGGCCAGGUUUAGCAGCAGGCUCCCUGUUCCAGCGUCCACGUUCCAAUGCCCUGAUAACCGUCCGUGGCAUUGACAGUUUAGAUCUUCCAUCCAACAUCUCCACUUAUCCACUGGAAAACACGGUGCCGUUCACCCUGGACAGUGUCGCAAACUCCAUCCACACCCUGUUUGCCGAGAGCACUCCUGUGGUUCUCCAGCUCGCGCCCAGCGAGGAGAGGUUGUACAUGAUGGGCAUGGCCAACACAGUAUUCGAGGAUUUGCCCGUCACUCUGCAGCAGAUCCGCACUCGUCUGUCACAGGACGGAUCUGUCCUGCCUUCACUCCCGCUCAACUCACUGAGCCGUAACAACGAGGCUGAUCUGCUCUUCCUGUCUGAGAUUCAAGUGUUGCAUGAUAUUUCUGCUCUGCUGAUGAGACACAAGCACUUGGCUAAGGACCAGGCUCCUGAUCUCUUCUCCCUGGAGCUUGCCGGUAUGGAGGAACUCUCCCGGCGCUACGGCACAGAUUCCCCUCAGUUCAAGGACGCUCGUGAGAUUCUGGUUGCCGCACUGCAGAAGUUUGCUGAUGAGGUCUACGGCGUUUAUGGCAGCAAUGCAGUGGUGGAGGUGGUGACGGUGAAGACGUUCGAGACGCCGCUGAGCAGGAAGACGCGCUCCAUCCUGGAGGCUAAGCAGAUGAGUAACCCAGGAAGCCCCUACAAUCUGGCCUACAAGUACAACUUCGAGUACGCUGUAGUGUUUAACAUCGUGCUGUGGCUCAUGAUCCUGUUGGCUCUCGCCGUCAUCGUCAUCUCCUACAACCUGUGGAACAUGGACCCAGGCUACGACAGCAUCAUCUACAGGAUGACCAAUCAGAAGAUCCGCAUGGAUUAACCGUGCAUUACGACGCAUUGUUACUGUUGUCUGCUGCGUGUGUGUGUGUGUGUGUGUGUGUGUGUGUGUGUGUGUGUGUGUGCAGGUUUCUCAAUUCCAUACAUUCAGAGUUUGUGUAUAUAGCUCAAAAAUGUUGCUUUGUGAAUAUGUAGCAAGGAUGAUGAAUAUUUAUUGAUGCUUGUUGUUUUGUCGGAAAAUCGAAGCGAAUAUAUAUGUAUAUAAACUGUGGGUGAACGAACGAACGGGAACCUGUGUGUUUAUCGGCGAGCGAGUGCGAAAUCGUCACGUUAGUGUUGUGAUCACGUGCGGUGCUGUGUGUCAUGAUCCUGAUUGAGCUUCAUGUUGAAUCAUCUGUAUUUAUUGUGUUUUUUGUUUUGUUUUUAUUCCUAAUGCACUGGAUCCUAAUAUCUGGUACUGAUGUGUAAGGGUGGGGCGACGUACAAGUGCAUGCAGUAAAUUUCUAUAUAUAAUUUCUGUUAUCUGAGACACACUGAGUUGUGAGUGAGGAGUAAUCUAACAUUCUACAUAGUUUCUUUCAUCCUCUUGUGUGUUCACCUGAAACUCGUUUUCUGCCGUCCAUCGUACCAUUGAACGAUAGCUGAAAAAAGUGUUUAACUGAGAAAUGUGAAAGAGGACGUCGUCUCUGUGCAGUUCGCUUAUUACUUAAUAAAGUCUUCAGUCACAGUCA